This is a messenger RNA of Odontomachus brunneus, 4381 nucleotides long. RefSeq lists its product as uncharacterized. Gene Ontology annotation, molecular function: chitin binding. Gene Ontology annotation, cellular component: extracellular region. Bases 126 to 4061 code for a protein of 1311 amino acids. The transcript is spliced from 5 exons. Lineage: Eukaryota; Metazoa; Arthropoda; Insecta; Hymenoptera; Formicidae. The record is from RefSeq and is a predicted model, not a curated record.
AAUCCGGAUGUGAUAAGAUGAUGCAAACUGUAUAAAAAUCGAGUGCAUGUGAUUGCAACGGUCAGUCAUUGCCAAAUGUGAUACGCGUUGACGCAAGCAGAAUCACGAGAAAAGUUCUAUCCGCGAUGAGAGAGAACUAUUUGGCGCUCAUCGCAUUGGUCGCGUUGGGAGUAUUUGCGAAUGCCGACGUCGAGAUACCGACGCAAUGCCCGGAAAAAGACUCCGGGAAUACUAAGAUUCGCCUGAAACACGAGUCCGACUGUAGCAAAUACUACGAAUGCUUACAAGGGAACAAAACCCUGCAGGUGUGCUCGUACAGAAACGAGUACGGCGACAGGUUGCACUUUAACCCCGCUCUGCAAAACUGCGCCUGGCCGGACCUCGCGGUCUGCAAGGAUGCCAAUUUGAACCGGCCGAGCGUGUGCCCGAAAAACCUGAAGCAGUGCAUACGCAUACCACAUGAGUCCGACUGCGCCAAGUUCUACUUGUGCGACUACGACCGCGAGGAGGAGCUCACGUGCGCGAAAGGCCUGCACUUCAACCCGGCCACCCAGAUGUGCGACUACUCAAGUAAGGUCGGCUGCGAGGAGAGCUGUGUAUGGAAGUGUUGCCCGAAAAAGGACUCCGACAUAGAGAUUAGGUUGCCGCACGAGUGCUUUUGCACCAGGUACUACAAGUGCGAAAACGGCGAGCAGGUCGUGAAGAAGUGCCAAAAGGGCGAUCACUUUGACAACCGGCUGAAGCGAUGCAGACGGGCCAAGGACGCCGGCUGCAUCUUCCGGCCGAUGGGGCCGCCAAGCGAGGCCAUCGUCAAGUGCCCCAAGGACAACACUAGUCUUGUGAGGAUUCCUCACGAGGAAGACUGCGACAAAUACUAUGAGUGCAUUGGUGGCGAGAUGAUCCUGCGAAGAUGCCACGACAGCCACAGCUUCAAUCCUCAACUCGGGGUCUGCGACUUUCCUGAGAACAUAUCAUGCGAUGUAAGUCCAUGCUGCAGCCCUAAACCGUUCAAGGUUCCGACAGCGGCACUGGAAUCGUCGGACGAGGACAACGUCGACGUGUUACCCACGAAAAGGGACCCCGACUGCCCUGCCGAGGGCACCGCCAAGUUACCGUUCCCGACGAACUGCACCCUGUAUUACGUUUGUGAGGACGGCUGGAAAACGAUGCACAGCUGCCCUGUGGGCUUGUACUUCAAUCCGACCAUCAGCGAAUGCGACUGGCCAUUCAACGAGAUAGUAUGCCACCCACUGCCGGCGGAAUUGGCAUUAUUGCGACUGGGGAUGCCUGCGAAUAGCCAGGAUGAUAUCGAUUCAGAGACCGUUUGUUACGGCAAGUGCCCGUUCCCUGAUCCGAAACACAAGACUAUACACUUGCCGGCCAACGACUGUACCAAGUUCUGCAAGUGCAGCAACGGCGUCCCGUACUAUAUGAAAUGUCCCGAAGGCUUGUACUACGACAGGAAGGAGAAGGUCUGCAAUUGGGCGUGGGCGGUCAAGUGCGAAGAGGAUCUCGCGAAAAACGUGAACCUAGCAGGGGAAUUGAGGCGCAGAAAGAACAACGCGCGACUUUUCACCGUCUCUCAGGAAUCAAGCCUGAACUUGAAAGGAUUCGGGAUGUAUUCAGUGGCCGUUUUAUUCGUGACCACAUUGGCCGUAUCUACGUUUGGCCAAUCGCCGCAAGUAAAGAUCCCGACAAAAUGUCCCGAAGUCGACCCAAAAAACACCACGAUUCAUCUUGCUCAUAAGGACUGCACAAAAUUCUACAAAUGUUUGAUGGGCACUCCGAUAGAGAUGGACUGUCCCUUCAUGAACAAAGAACAUACUAAGAGGUUACACUUCAAUCCCGAGCUGCAAGUGUGCGACUGGCCGUAUCGCGCAGGCUGUAUCCACAAAGGCGACUCUACAACUACAGAACCUACUACUACUACUACUAGCACCGAUUCUAUCAUAACGAUCACCCUCACACCGGAUACACCUCCGACGACAACAACGACUCAGAAGACUCCCGGAAUAUGGGAUUGCUGUCCUAAGGAUACCGGUGGCGAGAUAAUCAGAAUACCCCAUGAGACCAAGUGCGAUUACUAUUACGUGUGCAUAGACGGUGAGAAGAGCCUGUACCAUUGCCCAUGGGGUCUCUUCAACCCAAAAAUUCGUUAUUGCGACUUACCAGAAAAUGUUGAUUGCAACUCGCACGACAUACACUGCGACGUCACGUUCACGCCUCCCACCGAACCUCCCACCAAACCUCCCACCAAACCUCCCACUAAACCUCCAACCAAACCUCCUCACCCACCAAAGGAGUGCCCACCAAAGGAUUCCGGUUGGGCGGCGAAAUUACCUCACGAAUGCCAAUGCGGCAAAUAUUAUGAAUGCCGUGACGGCGAUGCGAUCCUGAAGAAUUGUCCGGCAGGUAAGCACUACGACUGGAUCCGACAGGUUUGCGAUCUUCCAAAUAUAGUGAAAUGUGUCCGACCUAUCCCGACGUUCACCGAGACAUUCCCUUCUACGACCGUCAGCUAUUACCAGUGCUCGAGCAAAAAAGAGGGCAUAAAGUAUGAAGAUCCGAACAGCUGUAACGCUUACUACGAGUGCGUAAAUAAGCAGAAGGUCCUCAAAUACUGUCCGCAAGGUCUCCACUUCAAUUCCACUCUGCAGAUGUGCGAGUACCCGAAAAAGGAGUGCGUGAUAUCCACCACAACCUACUCGCCAACGUGGACCACCGAGUCCACGGAGAAGAGAACUUGUUCGAAAAAUUCCAAGGAGAGGUUUCCGCACGAAUGCUCCUGCACGAAUUACUACGAAUGCGUCAACGGAUUACAGAUUAUUCGCAAAUGCCCAUCGGGACAGCAAUAUGAUCGCAUUCGACAGAUUUGCGAUGACUCGAAGGUGGUGAAGUGCGAAAGUGAUGAACAACCCACCUCCCCGUCAACGGAAUCCACGACACCUGCGAUUAAUGACGGUGAAUGCCCGGCGAGAGACGACGAGAACAGGAUAAUCAGACUCCCGCACAAGACCAGUUGCAUUUUCUACUAUCAGUGCGCCAACGGUAAGAAAGUUCUAAAGAGCUGCAGGGGCGGGUUAGUGUUCAACCCGGUAUUGCGCGCAUGCGACUUCCCGGAGAACGUGAAAAAAUGCGGCUUCGUGUCUACGUUACCUGUCGUCCCGAACGCUUGCCUGUUUGAAGAUUUCUUGGAAGAGCGAACGCUGCCGCACGAAUACGAUUGCACCAAGUACUACGUCUGCCGCAACGGCGAAGAGAUCCUACAAGAGUGCCCCGCAGGCUUGGAAUAUGACUAUAAGUAUGCCGUGUGCGAUAAGCCCGAAAUCGCAAAAUGCGCCAAGCUGAUUCCCGUACCCACAUCUGGAAGUAUCGCACUGCCAGGCUCGUCGUCGUGCGCCGGCAAAGAAGAUGGAGAACGAGUACCUCACGAAUAUAACUGCCAACUCUACUACAGCUGCAAGGGGGGUCGCAGAACGUUACAGACAUGUCGCGAAGGUCAGUCCUUCAACCCGCUCAUCGGCGUCUGUGACUUAGAGAGUAACGUUGACUGCAAAACCACUACGCCAGGCCCGAGCGUGUGCCCCGACGAGGGAAUAACAAGGGUACCCCAUGAAACCAACUGUAAACUUUACUACGAUUGCGACAACGGCGAUAAAACGUUGCAACAGUGCCCGCGCAACAACAAUUUCAAUCCUUACCUGAAAGUCUGCGACUUGCCCGAAAAUUAUCCCUGCGAUGGCGACAUCGUGAACGCAAGGACCACGGCAGAAUACAAACCGUCUGAUUGCAUCGGCGAUUGCCCUUGGGAGGACCCGUCCAACUAUACGGUGAUGCUCCCACAUAUGGACUGCCACAAGUUCUGCAUGUGCAGCAACGGCUCACCGUACGAGCAGAACUGUCCCGAGAACCUGCGUUACGACUACAUCAGGCAGGUCUGUGACUUCCCGGCAAAAGUCGAGUGCAAGGUACCUCCGCAACGAGCUUUUAAGAUCGGAAGUAACGAGCAUCAGAAUAUGGGUAAGAAGAAUGACUGGUUCAACUAUGUGAAGGAGGACUAGACAAUACCGGGAAGACGCAAGAAAAUUCCUGAUUCAGGUUAUCUGUCUUUUGAAACGGUAUAUCUGAGCGCGUGAGAUCUAAAUGAGCCGUCGCCGCAACCACCUGCAUUUUAUCCGCUUAUACAUCGUACUCAUUUGUUAACAUAGUGGUUAAACUUGAGCCAAGUCCACUCCAAAGUUUCCGUUCUAUACUGAAUGAAAAGUAAUUAUUGUUCAUCAAUAAUUAUUUAUUUGUAGGAUAGUAGGCUACCUUAUGUAAUGCCCAAUAGUGUCACUGUAUUGUAACUUAUUAAAUAAAGACAUUGUUCAUUCUUCAAUAA